This is a messenger RNA of Polypterus senegalus (gray bichir), 5194 nucleotides long. RefSeq names its product TAR (HIV-1) RNA binding protein 1 (gene tarbp1). Gene Ontology annotation, molecular function: RNA binding; tRNA (guanine) methyltransferase activity. Bases 68 to 4906 code for a protein of 1612 amino acids. The transcript has 30 exons. The record is from RefSeq and is a predicted model, not a curated record. Gene Ontology annotation, biological process: tRNA methylation. Lineage: Eukaryota; Metazoa; Chordata; Cladistia; Polypteriformes; Polypteridae.
GCGACGCGUGGUUUGCAAUUGUACGGGUAACCGUUGGCACUUUUGAAGUCUGGGGAUAGAAUACAACAUGAGUGCAUUUUUAAUAGACACGUUGUUAUCUCAAAGUGGAGACGUUUGUGACCUAAUUGAGAAAUUAUGCUGGGAAACACAGGGAAACUCCGUACCGGAGAAGGAGAACGUGGAAGUUUUAACUCAUGUGAUCAGAAGAAUAAGGUGCCAUCUAGCAGAGAAGAGUACCCAGGUUGGUUUGGUAUGCAAGACGACCCUUCAGACUAAACUGGAAGAUGUCGUGAAUAGCAGAUGUCUGCCCACAUUGAAAAAGCUGAGUGUUGAUAAGAGUCCAGCUGCGCGGGACAGUUCCUCCUUGAGGCGCAGUAUUUGCGAGCUGAUAGCCGGCUGCGCAGAGAUUUGUAGCCGGCAGUUGACAGAAACUCUUCUGUCCGCCAGUGUCUCCUCGUUACUUCUCUGUGCUGAAGACCAGAGUUUGGAGUCGAGUCCUAACCCUAGUGCUGGCUUUGAUUUUGAUAGUGCUGUGGACAUUCUGGCCAGCACAAUACCGCUGCUAAGCGCACAGCAGGAUAACUACGUUCGCGAUAUCAAGAAGGCAACGAUUGCGUGCAUCAAAACGUGCGGUGAGGCGGACUUCAGCAGAGUUGUGGUCAAGAUUCUCUUUCCCUUAUUAAACAACGGCGAGCUUAAUCGGUCAGAGGUGCUUGGACAGCUCUGGAGUGGCCUGGAAACCUGGCAAGCAAUAGAUGACUGCUCGUUGGUCAUCUCAAGGCUACUGCUGAUCCUGACCGCGCUUUCGGAUUACCUUCUUCCAAGCUCCAGCGAACAGUGGAGUUUAGCCGUGGAUUUAAGAAUGUCUGAGAGAUUCUGGGAGGUUAUUCAAGCGGGUGUCAUGCACCCUGACUGCGUAUCCCGCAAAAGAGCCUUAUAUUUACUGAAAAAAUCGGUGGCUCUCUCGGCUGAAUGGAAGAGCAGCUGCCAAAUCCUCCAGGCAGAAAGCAAAGGGAUUAACCUCUUUUGGUGGUCUCCUGAAAAAAAUAAGGUGCUUUUGCAGUUUUGGGAAGAUUAUAUUUUAAUCUUGGAAACACUGGAUGAAAACCAGAUUCAUGUUGUAAAGCCGGUUUUACAGAAAAUAGACCAAGUUAUUGAUGCAAUAAACGCUGACAACAAAGAUGGUCUGAACUUACACAUUUCCUGGCUUAUAUGCAUUUAUGCACGAAUGUUUGACAGUGAAAACAAAGCUGUGAUGAAAGAAGGUGUCUCCCAUCUUCUAAAUCUUGAUGCUGUGCAAAAUCCGCAGUUUUCCCAAGGGCUGGCUGAUUUUAUUGUUGGUCCAUUCUUGGUAGUUCUUUCAGAAACUACAUUGUUUCAAAGGUCUUCUGAACAAAUGAUUGGAUGUUGCCCUGAAAUUGGUGUAAAGUUAAAUAAGUUUUUUGUAAGACUAUUUUCAAGUUUGCCAGAAGACAGGAAAGGUGAAUAUUUGCUGAAGAUUGUCCACAAUCUGUCUAGUCGGAACUGGUGUGCUGUGCCCAUUUUAUUCAUUUUGCAAGCACUGGCACAAGUAAAAGACUGUAGAGUCCUUGGAGUGGAAGGUUUACAUGCCUUCAGAGAAGUUCUUCGUGGCACUAUGAUUACACAUCAAGUCUUAAUUAGAGGUGCAGCUCAGUGUUAUCUCCUACAAACUGCUUUAAAUUUGACAGAUGUGACUCUGAUUUCUCUUGAUGAUGUGGCAAACUUUAUAAUGCAUUUUAGAACAGAGGAAUCUUUACUGAGAGGAACUUUGUUAUGGAUUCGGCUAUGUGAUUGGCUAGCUGUUCAUGGUGCACAGUUAAAGCCCGUGGAAUGCAUUGAAAGUGGGGAUUCACAAAUGCCUGCACUAAGCCUGUAUGCAAAAUAUGCAGUGGAAAUGUAUAUGAGAGUUCCUCUAGGAGAUGGAAACCAGAUCUUUCUUCCAGAUUGGUUUGAAGCAGAACGUAUUGCUAAAAUGGUUAUUUUGGCUGUAGAUGUAGAAGAAAAAUGGAAACUGGAAAGUGAUGGAGAAAAAGCACUGGAAAAAACACUUGACCAUCUUUUACAUCCUCUUCUUGAAUGUCUCCAGAGACUUGGUACCAGUUUAUAUUUGCCUAUCCAGAAAAGUGACAAAAGUCUGCAGCUUCUUCUUAAACUAUUAUCUGUCUCCCACACAGGGAACCUCUUCCAACAGGAAGAUGAUGUAUUGCAAAUCCUGCAUGAACGUCUGCUUUUCAGUUCUGAAGAAAUAUUUCACUUCCUCUUACGAAGGCUGUCUGGUGAGCUCUGUUUGCUUUCAGAUUUACCACGUUGCACGCUAUACAUUUCUGCAGCAAGGGCACUUAUAAAUCUCUGCAUGAUGAGCCAUGGGCACAGGAAGUCUCAUGCCUUGAGUUUCUUUGCUGCUUUAACAAAAAUCUCAGUUCAGAACCUACUGGCAAGUGAUCACAAGCAGGAAUCACAGCUGUCAGCACAAAUACAAAAGAUGGUCAGUAUGUCUUCUCUGUCUUUAGUGUGUGAGUUGCUCCAUCAUAAUGUGGAUUUGCAGACUGAUCUCAAUGACAGUGUGAAUCAAAUUGUAACUUACAUUUCCUCCAUGGAGUUAAACACAACAUUAUUAAAACCUACUUGCUGUGAUGAAAAUCAAAGUUCUGAUGAAAAUAGAAGCUUCCAAGGCUGGGGCAAGGCAGCAGCACGAUACAUUCAUGAUCAGUGGGCCUGCUUGCAUUUUGUAUUAGAUGCAUACUGUAAAACCAGUGAGCCAAAGGAAACAGUGGGUCCUUUCAUGUCUGUUUUAGAUGGACCUUCAGCCACCAUGCUCUUGGCUAUUGAUGCUUUAAGUAUUUUGCCCUCAGAUCAGGUUCUGCCUGUACUUGCUUGCAUGAAAGUCCUUGCUCCCAAGAUCUUGGCUACAGAUGCCUUACUGUGUACUAAAUCUAUGAACCUUGCUUGGAAAGUCAUCCAGGACCUUAACAGCAAUCCUCAUGAUUUUUGGCCAGCCUUAGAAGCCUUUAUUCAGUUUGUAUUUGAUGUCCAUCUGCUUUGUGUUCCAUUUAAGAAUGAAAAUAUUAUUUGUAAUAAAAUUAAGCAGAUUGCAUUGCAGUUAACUGAUAUGUCACAAACAAAAACAGGAGUCUUCAAUGUAUUGAUAAAACACUGUAGUCAAAUAUGGAUGGCAUCAACUUCUGAAAGUGUACAAAAUCCCUUCGGAAGUGCAUUGAACCACAUUCAAAUCUUUGUUGAAGCCUGUAUUUUUGGGCCUGUUUUCAGGAGAGAUCAGAGAUUGAUGCAAGAUGUAAACAGUUAUGUAGAACAGCUUGGAGAAGAUUGUGCUGCAAACAUGGCUAUUACAAGAGAAAAUAGAAAUGACCAGCUACCACGAGUUUACGCAGUUAAUUUCCUGUGUAAGUUAAACCAACGUGAUGAACUGCAUAAAAUGUUUAUUGAAAAUCUUGUUCUUCAUUUGCUAAACAAGGAUGAAAUAGUUUCAGAUUCUAAAAACCGAUAUUAUGGGAAUUCCCUGCAGCACAGAAUCAAAAACAGGCUGUGGCAAAUACUACUUCUUGUUCUUCCAAAACUUGAUGAAGUAUUUUUGAUUCAAAUCCUGGACAAAGUUUACAAGGCUGGAUUUCGUAAUAAUCAACCAUCUGUGAAGUACCUUAUUGAGUGGUUUAUCAUUUUAACUCUGCAUUACUACCCUAAACAUCUUCAUAGUUUCUGGGAAUGUUUCAAUUAUGACCAAGUAAAGUCAAAAACUAGUAUAUGUACAUUUCUUUCUGUUUUAUCACAUUGUGAUGUCGUUUUGCUGAAUUCCUCUGACAAGAGUAAACAUUUGAAAAAGGCUCUUGAUGUGAUUUUAUUGUGGUGUUUCAAUCAUAAUUUUGCUGUUCGACUCUAUGCCCUUUUGGCCUUGAAAAGGGUUUGGAAUGUAUGUAAAGUCAGCUGCUCAGAAGAGGAGGGGUUUUCUUUCCUGGCUCCGGUCAUCGAGUCCUGUCUGCAACAAGUUGAAUACAUGCAAGGCUCAGGGAAUGCUAUGAAGAACUGGCAAAAAAUUCAAGAACAUUUCUUUUUUGGUAUAUUUCAUCCAAUUAAAGAUUACAGCGUAGAGACUAUAUUUUACACUUUCCCAAGACUGUCAGAUCUUGCAGAUGAUGAAUGGAUUCCAAUGUGGAAGUUUGAAAAUGCAGAGUUUCCAGUGGAUACUCAUAUAUCCCUAAAUAAUCCUCAAGACAGCUUGACUAAUCUAGUUGCUGGGGAUUGGAUUCAGCAAGACAAAGCUGAAACUGACACUGACAAUCAGUGGACAGAUUUGCAAAAGAAAAUGGUCCCAUGGAAAAACAGCAUUCCUGAGCAGGAUCUGGAAAUGAUCUACCAUGAACGGGCAGCAAAGCUCGGAAAGUCCAGCAGUGCCCUCAUUGUGGUGGCCUCUCUGAUUGACAAACCAACCAAUCUGGGAGGUUUGUGUAGGACAUGUGAAAUAUUUGCUGCCUCUUCAUUGGUUCUUAGUGGCAUGCAUUAUGUCACUGAUAAGCAGUUCCAAGCUCUCAGUGUUUCUGCUGAACACUGGCUUCCUCUUUUAGAGGUAAAACCACCUCAGCUGAUUAAUUACCUGCUCCAGAAAAAGGCCGAAGGCUACACUGUGGUUGGUGUUGAACAGACCGUUAACAGCCAAAGUCUAUCUGAUUACACAUUUCCUGAAAAGACCUUGCUUCUCUUAGGCAAUGAGCGUGAAGGUAUUCCAGCCAACCUGCUUCAGCAUUUGGACACUUGUAUUGAAGUCCCACAGCUCGGAGUCACUCGUUCCCUCAAUGUACACGUUACUGGAGCUCUGCUAAUCUGGCAGUACACUCACCAGCAGAUUCUGAAGCAGAAACAGAAGCAUUUAUGAUGGAGAAGUAAGCGGGUUUUUCUUUCUUUUUUUUUUUAUUUAACUUUCACGGUGUGAAAAUCAAUUACACUAAAAGUAGGUGAUGCCUAUUUUUAUUUGUUGCUUGUUUCUGCUUGUAAUGAAUCUUUCUAAAACUUUGAUACUAAAUCACAUUGAUUGACAAAUAAUUGACAAUGUUCAGCUGUAAAGCUAAAGAAACCAUUAUUUAUAUUUUUGUACACGGAUGUUACAAACUUAUUGUUACUUGGGAAUCUCCUUGUAUAUAUUCUGUAUACACAUAUGUAUGUA